UUCCUCCUUGAAGAAUAUCAGGUUUUAUUGGUAUGCAACCCUCUUGCUGUGAUUAUUACAGCUAAAUAAAACCCCUCACACUGUAACUUCUUACACUGUACCAGGGUUUAUUUUAUUUUGCAGGAAGGUGUGCAGUAUCUGUACAAAUCUACAUCACUUUAGCAUGCACUUACUCUCUCAGGCUCUUAUUUCCUAAGUGGUUUGUUUUUCUGCCCAGGAUUUGCUCUGGACUGGCUGUGUUUGGCCCUGGCUUUGUUUGGCCCCUUGUGCUGGUGAUGGCUCUGCCCUUCCAGGCUUUAAAGCAGGGAUGGUCCAUGCCUGUCCCCGGCCCCAUCCAGAGCUGGGUGAGCUCUGGGUGCUUUCUGGGGAAGGCAGGACGGUGCUGGGGAGCAAGUGCUCCUUGCACUUCCACCUUGCUGGUGGAUGCUCUCUGGUGACACCACAGCCAUCCAAAUUCAGCCCUGCUGUCACAUCCUACUCCCUGUCCAGUUGCUCAGCCAUGACAUCCAUCACGUGCAGCCUAAGCAAUCCUUCUUAUAUUUUCUUUGGAAAAUCCAUUUCUUGGUGGAUUGCAUCCUACCCUGCCGGGCCUGAAAUGGUGGUGCGGGCGUUUUGUUUCAUUUCAAACCUAACUUUAUACAGCUAUUCCCAAAGCAGCGUCAGGGUUUCACUCAGCUGCAUUUGAACCUCCGAAGCCCCCAGCACUGCCUGACACAUUCACAGGCAGGGUUCUUUGGCCUGACACCCUCCAGGCUGGAGGGACACCCGGAGCACCCCAAGGGAUGAAGGCAGUCGGGGUGACGAGGGUGGCUGCAUCCUGGCGCACGCCCCGCGAGGAAGCCGUGGGCGGUGUGAGGUGACUUAUGAGGCCGAGCAGCCUCCCGGCACCGAGACUUCCCCCUGCAGCCUGUCAGAGAGGGUUCUGGCAGCCUGUGACAGCAGCCAGGCCCCCAUGGCCUGGCACUGAGCCCCCUGCCUCCUCCCGGCCUCAGGGGUGGCCUCGGUGCUGCUGGACCAGGGAAACGACAGGUACCAGGGCAGGGAAAUGGGGCAGGCUGGGCUUGAGCUCGGGGCUUGUGGUGCUGGCAGCAGGCAGGAAGGAGAGGGACGCAGUGCAGGGUGCUGUGACUCCUCAGGCUCCGCUGCCAUAACCAUUCUGCCCUCUUCUCCCAGCCCAGGAGCUACAGGAAGAUGAUGUGCCUGCUUGCCUCCCCACUGGCGCUGGCGUCGAGGACGUGGCUGGGGCUCGGGCUCUUCGUGCUGCUCUGCCUUGGGAUGGGCCAAGCACUGGAGAAGAAAAUAGUCAGAAGCAAAGUGGGGGAAAAGGUCAGCCUGCCUUGUUGCCAUGAAAUUCCCAGCUCAGAAAGCCUACACAAGUACCGGGUCUACUGGCAGAAGAACAUUACGGACGUGGUGCUGGCCUACUCAGAGGGGAAUAUGAUCUCCAAGCACGAGCGGUACCGGAACCGGAUAGAGAUGGACCCCUGGAACCUCACCCUGUGGAUCUCCCUCGUGGAAAUCCUGGACAAUGGCUCUUACCAGUGUGUGGUUCAGCGCAACUCCGUUGUUGUGUGUGACGAGUCUGUCAUCCUCUUUGUGACAGCUGACUUCAGCAAGCCCAACAUAACGGCAGAAGUGUCCGCUGAUUCUUGCGAGCUGACUGAGAUGGUGAUAACAUGUUCUUCUCACGGAGGUUUCCCCAAGCCCAAAAUCUCUGGAGCCCUCAACAACGUGUCCAUGGAGUGGAAUGCCAGCUGGGUGUCCGAGUCCAGCCUCAGCCCAUACAAUGUCACUGGAAAACUGCUGCUCAACGUGACCAAAGACGUCAACAUCACUUGCUCCGUUGAAUACAGUGGCUUUGCCAAGUCCACCAGUUUGCUUCUGAAAAAAACAAACGAUUGUGUUGUUCCUCCUGCGCCUCCACCUUAUAAUGUCAUUACUGCUUCAAUUAUCAUCGUUAUCACCUUCCUCCUGGCUAUCACCCUGGCAGCAAGAUACCUCCCAAGGCAUGUUUGUUCUCACUGUUGUAAGCACCAGGAUUCGGUGGAUGAGGGCAUGAAAGAAUAUACAAAGGCACCCACAAGCUCUAAAGGGACAGCUGAAACAUCAUCUGUAUGACCAGAUCACAUUUGCAGGUAGUUUCUUUCACUCUUCUCUUGGCAAAACUGUUUCUCAAAUAGUAUUAAAUGCUUGUGCAAUGUUAGCUCAAAACACCCCGUGUCAUCCAGCUGUCAGGAUCUGCAGGGACAUCCCCUGCCAUUGCCCCUGUACUCAUUUUAUGGGCUUCCCAAAUAAACACUGGGCAGUCUUUCAGUGCCUGUCCUGUUGGGCUCAUUUGUGAGUUACUCAUCCCUACCUCAGGUGCCACAUGUGGCUUCACCCUGCAGAGGUUCUGGCUGAUUCCCUGAGAGCCAUGUGCCUGAUUUGAUGCCUUAGCAUCACUGAUGAUAGAAAUUGAGGAUUGAGCAAAUGGUGGUAAGGGAGGGAGGAAGAAAAGAACAACUCCAGCUUUCCCAGAAUGAUCAGACACGCCACUCCAAUUCUGAGAUGUGUCCAUUCCCUUCAGCAGCUGGAGGAAAGGAGAAGGAAAAGUUUCCUCCCUCAAACUUUCCCAGAAAACAUUCAUAUUUUAAAAUGAGUUACUUUCGAUAAUGGGAUGCUACAAAAGAUGGGCUGGGGAAAUCUGGUUUGCCAAGGUUUUAUGAUUACAAAGGAUUAUAUUUGCUUUGGCUUGAAAGCUCAGCAGUUUUCAGGGCUGUGUCCUCCAAAAAGACACUUAAGUGAAGAGACUUAAGGGAAGAUUAGCAGCUAACUGUUUUUAUUCACAUCAUUAUCCAGGUGACUGCAUCUCCUGCUCUCACCGCAGCAUGCGGAAUUGCCAGGAUAAUGCCUGAGGAAUUGCCAGGGUAAUGCCCUAGAGCAACAGCUGUGGGGUCCUGGAAGUCUUUGUCAAACUGUGCACUGCAGAAUCUAGAAGUUUAAUAGUUUUGAGAUGGAAAGGAGGGGAAACUCUCAUUUGGGCCACUUGUCUCAUUUCCAAACCUGACCACCCACUGAUGUUUUCCUCUGGGGAAGGCCCUGUCUGGAACAGAUACUAGAGCCUUGGUUAGCAAGAAUUUUGGGGAGUUUUGUGAUGGGAGUGGCAGGAGUUCACCUACAGAAUAAACCCAUUUUUUUAAAAUUAUAAAAGUUUGCCAAGAUUUUCCUGUAGCUGGUGUAGCUGGAAGCUCGUGCUUCUCGACUCCAUUGCCUAGGACAGCUGCUCUCUGUGGACUGGGAUGGAAGCUGUGCUUCCUUAGUGCCUGACUGCCAUCUCGUGAUGCACCGAGCCAUGUCCUGCUGCUGCUUAAAUAGGGAAUCACGUUCAUUAAGUCAUCCUCCCUCCGUUCCCGAGGGUUUUGCAGGAAGCGCUGGGCCAGGCUGCAGCUGGCUGCACUGCCCGCUCCGAACAGCUCCGAAUUUAGGGAGCAGGAGCCCUCUUGUGGAGGGCUCCCGCAGCUGAUACCUGUUCCUCGGCUCUGCAGCGUUACUGGGGAACAUUUAAGGUGUGCAAAACAAAAAACAAACCCCAGUGAAAUCUUUUCCUCAGGUUCUUCACGCUGUGCAUCCCGCACUGCAGACUCCACACUGUACAGCGAUGCUUGCUGCUCGGACCCUUUGGCUCUCUGCGAGGGGGUGGCAGCAGCAGCAAACUGCUCACCACGGCUGACAGCACAACCUCCUGCGAAGGAAUGCAAACCCUGCCUGUGCCGUGCCUUCCUUGCAUCCAGGUCGCUGGGAUUCCAGCUGAGAGGACCCUCCGUGUUCCUGCCGCGGGACAGGAGGAUGUCAUCGGCGGCACACCAGGUCGAGACUUCAGGAACCUCUGGCUCGACGCUGCCUCUGUGAGAAUCAGGGGCCUGCAGAGCCCAGCAGGGAGCCCGUGCCCACCUACCCCUUCAGUAACACGGAGCUGCCCUUUGGGAGACCCCAAACCCUGACCUGCAAUCUCUUCAGUUUGUGCCUCCAUGUUGCAAGUGGGAGAAGCUAAAACUUCUUUUAUAUUCAGCCUCACACAGGUAUCUGUUCUCCCUUCUGGAAGAUUGUGGAUUUGGACUCGACCAUUACAGGUACACAUCCCUUCUCCACUAAAGAGGCAAUAGUGGACACAUUGUUUCAUGAGAAAAAGACACUUUGGAAGUGAGUCUAUGCGCCUCAUGCUUCUUUGCAGCGCUACAAGACUUUCUAGGGAAUGUUACACACGCUGGCAGCACUCCUAAGAGCUCAUUAAUAUUGCUUAUCCACUGCAGUGGCAAAAGUUCUCAUAACCUUUCUCUCCUGAAAGGACAGCCUUGCCACCCCAAGCACUGAGGCACAGCUCCUCCAUUCAGUUGCUGUGUGAGCACACACAUGGCCGAGUUUUCACCUGCAUUCCUUCCCACCCACACCUGUAAAGCCCCAUUGGAACUUGUGUGGCAGCCAGUGGUGAUCUCGUGUGUAGCUACUGUGGUCAAAAGUAACUCGGGGCCUUGCUUUAGAAACAUGGGUCUGCCUCUGUGUGUACAUCUGCCAUGGGACACUUGAUAGGGAAAGCUCUGCAGAUUUUUGGGUGUUUCUCACAGCAACGUAAGGUUGCAAACAGUUACUUUGCACUGAACGUUGCUUUCUGCCGGUGUUCUCUCUACCCAGCCAGGACUAGAAGGAAUUUCCCUACAGGAUGCUAACAUUGGACAGGACUCAUCGGAUCCGGGUGACAUUCUUGCCUACUGUGUAGGAAAAAAAGGUUUCUCAUUUUGAGGGGAAAGGAGGAAAAUGCCCCAACCCCCAAUAAGCUUCCUAAGCAACUCUGCCUACUAACCUAACUCUGCCCUGAGUUUGACUGGAAUGUUUUUCUCUUUUGCUCUGCAAGCUGUACCCAUUUCCUCACUGUUCCAUCCACAUUAUCAGGGCAAACCAAAGUCUGAAGGCACAAUGCCAUCCUCUUUGUGGGAUGUGUUGUCACUUGAGCUGCUUAUCUUCCUAGAACACAGCAAAGACACAGUCCAUCCAUUUCAUUUUUUCUACUCGGUACAUAUUGAGAAACUGCUGGAAAAAAAUAGGAUUAAAAGUGGUUUAGACGAUACUGAGCACUGAGAUUAAGUAAAAAAUAGACAAUGCUCCCUUUCUACUCCUGCAGAGUCAUGCUGUGCCAUCACCUUUUUACUGCUUUCCCACUGUACCAAGUGUAAUGGGAACUUCAGAACAUUCUUACAGAGGAGUUUUUGACAGAGGAGAGGUAAACUGGGGAAUAAGAAAACAAUUGCACUUGUGUGUUCUGGUUGCAAACAGAACACAAGUGACAGAAAUCAGGCUGUCUCUAAAAGGCAGGACUUGGUGCAUGAGUGACAUGUCUCACACUUUUCAGGUUUCCUGUUCUUUCAGCUUGUUCCAGCACAAACCACCAGCUCCUUGCAGGCUGACCACUGUCUCUUGGCAAAACUUCCAGUUUUACUGAUUUCCAGCACUGUUCUUCCCCACAACCACACUGCAAUUGCACCUUGCCAGCCACACCACAGCUCUGCCAGUUGUACCAGCAUGUUUUCCCUCUCACUAUCCCAUGCUCUCUCUUCUUCUGCUCCUGGCUGGUGACUGUGCAGGCUCCCAGAGAAGGGCUUGUCUUUUGCAGUGUGCCAAACCUCUCUACAUCACCACAGUUUCCAGUAACGCUUUCAGUAACUCCUUCUAAAAGAAACAAAAAGUCCCUGACAAAUAUGGCCAGCAUCAGGUUAUUUUUAUAUGCUUGAUGGGCAGGUUAUUUGGUUCAUUUUUCAUUAAGCAAUAAUACUCUGGAUCACAUUUUCUAUUGCCUUAUGCUGUAUUCAGUGAAUUGCAUACAAAUGGUUUCUGUGAGACCUUCUCAGCUUCGUAUCUGUGUCAUUGUAGCAAGUGAGCUGCUGUUUACCAUGGGUGUUUUGUAUAUAAUGUUGUUUCCUGGGGUUCCUCCUUUCAUUGUAUUAAAAAAUAAAUGGUAAACUCAGUUUCCUUUCCUCAGUAAUAAAAGAUGUCUGUCUAUGCACUGA
This is a messenger RNA of Cyanistes caeruleus (blue tit), 6038 nucleotides long. Lineage: Eukaryota; Metazoa; Chordata; Aves; Passeriformes; Paridae. The record is from RefSeq and is a predicted model, not a curated record.